CUAGCGGUAACCCCCGUGCCAACUAGAAAAAGAACUAUUAAAUUUCUGUUUCUCUAAAUUAUGGCCAGCCAUGCUACAGAAUCCUUCUUACGACCACUACUCCCUGCCACUGCGUCGUGCUCUGCUGAUGUUCCCGAAGUGAGCCAGCCCAAGCGAAAACGCCAGACAGUAGCUUGCACAUCUUGUCAAAUAAAGCGUGUUAAGUGUUCUGGGUCCUUUCCGUGCGAUGGAUGUGCGGGGACAGACUUUAUCUGCUGUUAUGAUCCGAGAAAGGAUAAACGUCGGAAAGAAGCUCUAAAAGAUGCCCAGCAAACCAAGGAGGCCUUAAGGACAAUAAUUAAUAUUAUUUACCAAGGAACUGAUAGUGAUCUCGAUAAUUUAAAAGCUAAGCUCAAGACAUUUGCUUCUCCGGAAGCAGUCAUGGAGGAGUUGCUUAAUAAUGUACAUAUUUGAACAAGAGUCCCCUGGUCGGCUCCACUGGAUAAACGUUCUUGGUUUCACCUCGCUUUGCCGUCAACCAAUUUCGUCGGGAUUUUGAACGAAACCACGGAUCCUUUCUUGGGACAUUUUCCAGGGCCUAAAAACCCACAGCACGUGCAAACGAAUAAGUGCCGUAAUGUGAGAGAUAUCAACAGCUCCUUUCGGACAAUCAAGAGGUUAUGCGACGAGGGGUGUUCGGUAACGGUCUCCCCACCCGACUAGCUGUCACACAAUGCUCCACUCCUGCUAAAAGUAAGUUGCAUCUAACCCCACGAUCUCAUACGAGCUCCGUAG
Messenger RNA from Aspergillus versicolor CBS 583.65, 774 nucleotides. RefSeq lists its product as uncharacterized. Gene Ontology annotation, biological process: regulation of DNA-templated transcription. The record is from RefSeq and is a predicted model, not a curated record. The coding region runs from base 61 to 453 and encodes 130 amino acids. Gene Ontology annotation, molecular function: DNA-binding transcription factor activity, RNA polymerase II-specific; zinc ion binding. The transcript is spliced from 2 exons. NCBI's taxonomy places the organism in Eukaryota, Fungi, Ascomycota, Eurotiomycetes, Eurotiales, Aspergillaceae.